Manacus vitellinus (golden-collared manakin) is the source of this 1173-nucleotide messenger RNA. RefSeq names its product germ cell associated 1 (gene GSG1). The transcript is spliced from 6 exons. NCBI's taxonomy places the organism in Eukaryota, Metazoa, Chordata, Aves, Passeriformes, Pipridae. Gene Ontology annotation, cellular component: plasma membrane. The record is from RefSeq and is a predicted model, not a curated record.
AUGGUCAAACCUUACAUAUUGAUCCACUGCCCUGGCUUUCAAGAAAUGGUUCUGCCAUGAUGAGUGAGCUGUUGGGAUAUGGAGCUGCUGAAGCGAUUGCCAUUGCACCGUACUUUCCUGGCUGUCAUCCUGAACCUGCUGGCUCUCACCCUCUCUACCACUGCCUUGCUUGGCAGCUACUGGUGCACCGGGACCCAGAAAGUGCCCAAACCUUUGUGUGGGAAGAGCAAAGCCACCCAGUGCAUCGGUGUCCCCAUGCCAUCUGAUGCAGAUACGAGCAAUGUUUCAUCUGAGGAUGUGGUGCACUACAGCUGGGAGACUGGAGAUGACCGUUUUGCCUUCAGAUACUUCCACACAGGGAUGUGGCUUUCCUGUGAAGAGAGCAUGGAAGGGCCAGAAGAGAAAUGCCGCAGCUUUAUUGAGCUUUCACCACCAGCAGAGAGAGGAAUCCUGUGGCUGUCGCUGGGAUCAGAGAUGCUGUACAUCAGCUUGCUGCUCAUCAGCUUCAUCCUCCUGACAGUGGAAAUGCUGCAUACUGGCAAUCCUGUCUGUGGGAUGAAGCUCAAUGCCUUUGCUGCUGUCUCCUCGGUGCUGUCAGGUCUCCUUGGGAUGGUGGCCCACAUGAUGUACAGUCAAGUCUUCCAGGCAACUGUUAAUCUGGGACCAGAGGACUGGAGACCGCACUCCUGGGACUAUGGCUGGGCGUUCUACAUGGCCUGGGCCUCCUUUACCUGCUGCAUGGCCUCUGCUGUCACCACUCUCAACACCUACACCAAGACGAUACUGGAGUUCAAAAGAAACCACAUCAAGGGCUACGAUGGGAGCUUCAAGGAUCAGCCUCAGCACCACCAGUGCUUCCUACAGCAAAUAAGCAGCUACUAUGAGCCCAGAGGCAAGGCCUUCCUUUCAGUCUCUGAGGGAGUCGACUUCUACACUGAUCUGCAGCAGAAAAUGCUACAGCGGGAACCAGAGCUGGAGCUGGAUGAAGUCUUGGCCCAGACAAUCGGGGAGGAUCGUUGUUAGGGAUGAUGAGUGUACAGGGACAGAGCAGUGGGGUUUGGGAGGCACAAGAGCUCUGCAACAAACACUGGUGUCGCUGUUAGCAAGCUCUUGGGGGACUCUUCCUUCCUCUAAGUUCAGGGAUUGAGAAGAUGGGCACUGGGUUAGGGCAAC